GCCUCGCCUACAAAAGUAUAGAAACCAGCCGCUCCUCUCUCUUCCCUCCCUCUAAGACACAAGCUAUAGCUAGUAGCUGUAGCUGCCAUGGCCAAGGAUCUCGCCUUCGUCCUCCUCGUCCUUGCCGCGCUAGCCGCCUUCUCGUCGGCGACCAAGCUGACAAUCCACAACCUCUGCCCGCACCCGGUCUGGCCGCUCGUCACCCCCAACGCCGGCCUCCCCUCCAUCUCCGACAACGCCGCGCGCCUCGACACCAACGCGAUUCUCUCCCUCACCUUCCCGUCCACCUUCUGGGCAGGUCGCGUCGCGGCCCGCACCGGCUGCGACGACGGCACGUCACCACUGCGCGGGUGCUUCACGGGCGACGCGCCGCCGUCCACCGUCGCGCAGAUCACGGUCCACGACAGCGGGAACCUGGACCUCGCCGCGUACAGCGUCAGCCUCGUAAACGGGUUCAACGUGCCGAUGGUGUUGAGUCCGCAGGCCGGCGGUGGGCAGUGUCCGGCGCUCGGCUGCGCCGUGGACCUCAACUGCGACUGCCCUCCGGACAACCGGGCCGCCGAAGGCACCGCGUGCCGCGGGCCCGCCGGGUACUUCAAGAACCGUUGCCCGCUCACGAGGACGACGUCGACCGACGUGGAGCCCGUGCCGCAGAGCUGCCGCGCGCCCGGGGAGCUCAAGAUCGUCCUCUGCCAGUCGUCCAUGCUCCAGCGCGGCGCCUCGGCGGCGGAGGACACCGACAUGGUCAUCCGCACUGUCGUCGCCGACAACUAGAGCACAGAGCUUCCGUGUCGUAUGUCCUUCUCGCUUUGCCGUACUUCUACGCCAUGCACGAUCCGUCGUACUACGUUUCAGUUAAGAGUUCGUGAGCGUUAAUUAAGUGGCCAGUUUUCAUACAAAUGUCGCAGUUUGAAUGUUUGUAUUUUUCUAUGAACCCUGGACCUUGGAAGAAUUGUUGUACGGUAUUUUCAAUAUGUGUAAAAACAUAUGUGCAAGGUGGUCAACCAACCGAUGCUAUAUUUGUAAGAUCUUUUUAUGUGGGGAUCCAUCCAAUUUUGCUUUUAACUUUUUC
Triticum aestivum (bread wheat) is the source of this 1072-nucleotide messenger RNA. Its product is annotated as osmotin-like protein. The coding region runs from base 88 to 774 and encodes 228 amino acids. The transcript has a single exon. Lineage: Eukaryota; Viridiplantae; Streptophyta; Magnoliopsida; Poales; Poaceae. The record is from RefSeq and is a predicted model, not a curated record.